Messenger RNA from Talpa occidentalis (Iberian mole), 3219 nucleotides. Its product is annotated as guanylate cyclase D-like. Lineage: Eukaryota; Metazoa; Chordata; Mammalia; Eulipotyphla; Talpidae. The record is from RefSeq and is a predicted model, not a curated record. The transcript is spliced from 18 exons. Gene Ontology annotation, biological process: protein phosphorylation; intracellular signal transduction; receptor guanylyl cyclase signaling pathway. Gene Ontology annotation, molecular function: protein kinase activity; peptide receptor activity; ATP binding. Bases 1 to 3219 code for a protein of 1072 amino acids.
AUGCCUUGGGGCACCCUCCUCUGGGUUGGCUUCCUCCCUGAUCUGGCCCUGGGGGCUGGGACCUUCACCGUCGGGGUGCUGGGUCCCUGGGACUGUGAUCCCAUCUUCGCCCAGGCCUUCCCCAGUGCGGCUGCCCAGCUGGCUGUGGACCGAGUCAACCAGGACUCGUCACUGGUGCUGGACUCACAGUUGGCCUCCGUGGUCCUUCCCACAGACUGUGACACUCCUCAUGCCCUGGCCACAUUCCUGACCCACAGGAGCACUGUAGCUGCCUUUGUGGGCCCUGUCAAUCCUGGUUACUGCCCAGCAGCAGCCCUGCUGGCCCAAGGCUGGGGCAAGACCCUCUUCUCCUGGGCAUGUGGGGCUCUGGAAGGAGGGAGUGAGCUGGUGCCCACCUUGCCUUCGGCUGCCCAUGUGUUGCUGUCCAUCAUGAGACACUUUGGUUGGGCUCGAGUGGCCAUUGUGUCCUCCCACCAGGACAUUUGGGUGGCCACCGCCCGGCAGGUGGCCAUGACUCUCAGGAUGCAUGGGUUGCCUGUGGGGCUGGUGACCUCUCUGGGACCUGGGGAGCAGGGGACCACAGAGGUCCUGAAACAGCUCUGCAGUGUGGACGGCCUGAAAAUCGUGGUGCUGUGCAUGCACUCGGCGCUCCUGGGGGGCUCCGAGCAGACGGCCCUGUUGAGCCAAGCCUGGGCCCAGGGCCUGGCAGACGGGAGGCUGGUCUUCCUGCCCUACGACACCAUGCUCUUCGCCUUGCCCUACCGCAACCGCUCCUACCCAGCCCUGGGUGAUGGCGGACCCCUGCAGGCGGUCUACGAUGCUGUGCUCACCAUCAGCCUGGAGUCCGUUCCUGCUGACAAGGCCUUCAAAGCUGCUGGGGUCAGCGCAGAGGAGGCUGCUUGCUGGGAGCCAGAGCAGGUGUCCCCCCUCUUUGGAACCAUCUAUGAUGCCGUGGUGCUGCUGGCCCAUGCUCUGAACCGCUCUGAGAGCCAUAGGACGGGGCUCUCGGGGGCCCACUUAGGGGACCACAUAAGGACUCUGGAUGUGGCUGGCUGUGGCCAGAGGAUUCGGACAGAUGAGAAGGGCAGGAGGCUGGCUCAGUACGUGAUCCUGGACACAGAUGGUCAAGGAAGCCAGCUGGUCCCCACCCACAUCCUGGACACAGGCACAUGGCAAGUGCAGCCGCUGGGCAGGGCCAUACACUUUCCUGGAGGCGUCCCACCGGCCAGAGACUCCAAAUGCUGGUUUGACCCCAACACAUUAUGCAUGAGAGGUUUGCAGCCCCCCGGCAGUCUCCUCUCUCUGGUCCUGGCCUGUGGCUUGUUACUCGCAGGUGGAGCCCUCACUUGCCUUAUGAGAUGGGGCAUCCAGCAGCUGCGACUGGUGCGGGGCCCCCAUCGGAUCCUGCUGACAGCUGAGGAGCUCACCUUCAUCCAUCGGCCUCUGAGCAGACGGAGGCUGCAUGUGGACAGUGUGAGUGAAUCAAGAAGUGUGGCAGAUGGAGGAAGCCUGAGGUCAGUGGCCCAGGGGUCAUCAAGGAGCUUGCCAGCCCCUCAGGAGCCUACCAAUGUGGCCCUGUACCAGGGAGAGUGGGUGUGGUUGAAGAAGUUUGAAGCUGGCACAGCCCCUGACCUGCGGCCCAGCUGCCUCAGCCUCCUGAGAAAGAUGCGGGAGCUGCGACAUGAGAACAUCACUGCCUGCCUGGGCUUCUUUGUGGCCCCUGGCGUCAGUGCUUUGGUGUUGGAAUACUGUGCCCGGGGCAGCCUGGAGGAUCUGCUGCGGAACGAGGCCCUGCAGCUGGACUGGACCUUCAAGUCCUCCCUGAUACUGGACUUGAUCCGCGGCAUGCGGUAUCUGCACCAUCGACAUUUCCCUCAUGGCCGCCUCAAGUCCCGAAACUGUGUAGUGGAUGGACGCUUUGUGCUGAAGGUCACUGACCACGGUUAUGCGGAACUGCUGGAUGCGCAGCGGACUCCCUGCCCCAGGCCGGCCUCGGAAGAGCUGCUGUGGACAGCUCCAGAACUGCUACGGUGCCCUGGGGCACCCAGGAGGGGCACCCUCAAAGGAGAUGUCUUCAGCAUCGGCAUCAUCCUGCAGGAGGUCUUGACUCGAGGCCCGCCCUACUGCUCCUCGGGGCUCUCGGCAGAAGAAAUUGUCAGGAAAGUGGUGUCCCCCCCACCCCGGUGCCGGCCACUCGUGUCUCCUGACCACGGGCCGCCCGAGUGCAUGCAGCUGAUGGAGCAGUGCUGGGAGGAGACUCCAGAGGACAGGCCCAGCCUGGACCAGAUCUACAACCAGUUCAAAAGCAUUACUCAAGGCAAGAAGACCAGUGUUGCUGACUCUAUGCUGCGGAUGCUGGAGAAGUAUUCCCAGAACCUGGAGGACCUGAUCCAGGAGCGGACUGAGGAACUGGAGCUGGAGAAGCAGAAGACAGACAGGCUGCUCUCUCAGAUGCUCCCUCCGUCUGCGGCUGAAGCUCUGAAAAUGGGGGCGACUGUGGAGCCUGAGUACUUUGAGCAGGUUACCAUAUACUUCAGUGACAUCGUUGGCUUCACCACCAUCUCAGCCCUGAGCGAGCCCAUCGAGGUGGUGGGCCUGCUCAAUGACCUCUACACCCUGUUUGAUGCUGUUCUGGGCAGCCAUGACGUGUACAAGGUGGAGACCAUCGGAGAUGCCUACAUGGUAGCUUCGGGGCUGCCUCGGCGCAACGGCAGCCGGCACGCAGCUGAGGUCGCCAACAUGGCUCUGGACAUCCUCAGCUCUGUGGGAGACUUCAGGAUGCGGCACGCACCCGGCGUGCCCAUUUGCAUCAGGGCUGGCCUGCACUCAGGGCCCUGCGUAGCAGGGGUCGUGGGUCUCACCAUGCCUCGGUACUGUCUCUUUGGGGACACUGUCAACACUGCAUCCCGGAUGGAAUCCACAGGGCUGCCUUACAGAAUUCACGUCAGCAGAAGCACUGUCCAGACACUGCUCAGCCUGGAUGAAGGCUACAAAAUCGACAUCAGAGGCCCGACUGAAUUAAAGGGCAAGGGCAUAGAGGAGACUUACUGGCUGUCUGGAAAGGCAGGUUUCCCCAGGCCCCUUCCCCCGCCUCUGGACAUCAAGCCUGGGGACCCCUGGCAGGACCUCAUAAAGCAAGAAAUCAAGGCAGCCUUUGCCAAAGCUCGACAGGACACUGCAGGGCCCUGGAGCUCAGGGAAGGACUUGGCAAAGCCCUGA